Lymnaea stagnalis (great pond snail) is the source of this 34463-nucleotide messenger RNA. Lineage: Eukaryota; Metazoa; Mollusca; Gastropoda; Lymnaeidae. The record is from the annotation of a GenBank genome assembly.
UCCGGUACUAACUACCGUUUCCUGAUCUUCAUUUAUCUAAGCUAGGAAUGCAAACAAAGUUUUACUUUAAUUACUUAACAAUUUCUGGGUAAUUUGUAAGUUAAUAUUAUUCUAUCACUUUGCAAAAUAUUUGACAAAUAAAUAUAUUUUUUCAUCUCAUCAUUUAGUGCAAUAAAUUUAAUACUAUUUAUACAAAUGGAAAAGCAUUAUCAUUAUCCGUCAUUAUAAAGUUUAGAGUUUAUGAGUUUAGUUUAGUUUAGCAGUCAGUGGUCUGAGUGGUCAGUGCGCAUAGUUGACUUUACAUUUAAAAAAAAUAAUAAUCAACUUAUUAAGUCUUAUUUCAUUAUUAAAAGGAUUUUAAAAGUAAAAUGUUGCCUUUUUUUGCAAAAACAACAAUCAAGCCAAUUAACAAAUUGUUUGAGAUUUUAAAAAAAAAGUACUUUUCAUGCAUCUUCUUAAAAGUUCUUACGACUAUGUCUACGAUUACGAUAAUAUGUUUUAAUAUUUAUGAUUCAUGAUUCAUUGUUAUUUUAUUAUCAUUUAAAUCGGGCCUGCACAACUCAAAAUGUAAGGUGAGUCGUAAUAUUUUAUGAAAACUUGUGCUGGUCAAAAGUAGGUAUUUCGGUAAGAUCCGAGAAGUGCAGAAAACCGGGUAUCGUGAUUUCGUUGUCAAAAUGGCGACCUCCACUUUUUAAUUUACCGAGAGUCACGUUGUUUACGACUUUUUAACUAUAUAUAGCCCAGCAUGUUAAUUCUAUUUCCGCCCACAACUUAGAGUAGACAUGUUGUCAUGUUGUGUUAUGAUUAGACAAUUGAGUCCCCCAAAAAAUUUUGGGGCUUCACUUUGAAAAUUGAAGGUAAAAUAACGCAAUUUUUACUCAUUCAUAUUUUUUUUGUGGAAAAGAACCUUUCAUAGAAUUUCAAGGACUUUAUAAAUAAUGGCAUUAACUACAACAUAUCCAAGACCUGUUAAUUUAGGACCAUCAGUUUGGUCAGAAAUUUCAUGGGAAAUUUUAGUCACGUGUGUCCCAAAAUUACCUAUUAUCGUUAAUAUUCGUUGCUAUGGUAAAUAACCUGAUUUACUCUGGAAAUCCAGACUAUUACCCCCUAAUAACUUAUUUAGAAAUAAAAAUAAAAUAAUUAAUAAAACAAACACAUAUUUUUAAUAUGAUUUGAUGCUUUUAUUGAGGGAUAUUAGGUUAAAAAAGCCUAAUUAAUUACAAUUAAUAGUUAACUAUUAGUUUUAUAUACUGUUGUUAUAUGUAUACUAUUAACUAUAUAUAUACAUAUAAUAUAUAUACAUAUAUAAUUAUAUAUAUGUGUGUAUGUAUAUAUAGAGGCCUAGAAUAGUAUUACUAUUAUAAGUGUAGGCCUAUCCACCUCCCCCCUCCCCACCAAAUAGUUUUUUGUAGGACCCAUUAUUCAUAUGUAAUGAUAUAUAUGGUGAUUCUUAAGGCAUAAAUUAAGUAAAAGUGUACAAAAAAUAUUCACUUACCUUUGGUAUUGAAAUAUCCUAUAUUAUAUUUAAUCACAUAUCACACUAUUCCAAAAGAGAAUUAUCAGUAUUCUCAAAGAAAAAAACACACUUUCUACCACAAAAAUCCAAGAAUUACAUGAGAUAUUACUAAAAUUUAAUAAUAAAACAUUGUAAUUACCUCAAGCAAAUAACUAGAACUUAUUUAAAAUUCUAUCAACAGCUAAAGUUGAUUCUAAUAAUAAAUGUUGAUCUGUGAAACAACUGUACUAACUUAAAAUAAAUGACAUACUAUUUUUUGUCAUAUUCACACAUUCAUAUGGUAUGGGACUAAAAUACAUUAUAUAGAAAAUGGUAAAAUAAAAAGUUUAAUUGUCAAUUUUAACUUAUUGAAACAAAUAAUCCCUUUAUUAUUAGUAUAUACUUAUAAAUUUUAAACAAUUCCACAGAAAAUUUGAAAUUAAUAUCUUAAGAAUAUUUUAUUAUUAUUAUGAAUUUUGGGAAAUUGAAAAAAAAUAUUUAUACAUAAUUAAUUAAUUAAUUACGAAUAAGUGACGAGUCAGCAUAUUUUAUAUAUUUUUAAUAGGAAAAUAAUAAAGAUUUUUAAAAUAAUUUUUGCGGAAUAUUAACAAAAACUAACUUAUAUUUUGUGGUUUUAUUUAGAAGUACUCUAAUUAAAAUAUGUUCCCUGUAAAUAUUAUAUUUUUGUGUCAUUUUAUAAUAAAGUUAUAGGCCUUAAAAAAAAAUCAAAAUGAGGGUCACGAAAUGUGGAGGAAAAUCCCAUAGUAAAAAAAGUGCCUUUGAGGUCCCUACUAAAAAGUUCAUAACUUUUGAACCACUUGAGCUAGAAAGUUGAAAGUUUUUGUAAUCUAUUCUCCAGGCUCUAUACAGCUGUAGUAUUUUUAUAUUUUUAAAAAUGUUUUGAAAUUUUAAUCAAAGUGCCUAUCAAAAGAAAAUAAGACAUGGGGGGAAAGCUAUUAAUAAUUAAGAAAACAAUAAUAAUAAAAAAUAAUAAUUCGUUACUUAGAGGGCCGCAAAGUGAGUGCUGGCGGGCGGGUAUUAUGUUGUGCAGGCCUGAUUUAAAUCGUGAUUAUUCAUUUAUUAUGAUUGUUAGUGUUAUGAAAGGAGAAUUCUUCUGUCUCAAACAUAUGCUCUAUUUUUGUUCCCCAAUUGGUAAUAUCUUGAUUUGGUCUAUUGACCCAGAGCGCACCAUUGUGAGUUUCUGUGUAGAAUUCUCUCCCCUUUUUUUAAAUUCGUUUUGAUUGAUGGCUUUUUAUAACUUGAUAUUUCAUUGGGUGGUUAAUUAUAACAUUAUAAUAUUUAAAAAAUGGGAAGCGUUAUCCACACAGCUCUGUGAAUAAUGUUUGGCGUUAUCGGCAGACCGAGAUCUGCAAAUAAGACCAAAAUCUGCGAAAAAUGCAGAGCGUUAUUGUUGGACAGAAAUGUUCCCAUAAUUACGCACAUUUCGAGAAAUAAUUAAGAUCACAUUUCAAGCCGGGGUAGGGGUGUAGUUUUAAGUAGUGUAGGAGAGAUCGAUCGUUAAUGAGAAUGGCACAAACACAUCUCAAAACCGAAGCUACCGGUAUGCACAAGUUAAAUUUAAAAAAUUUAAUAGGCCUAACUAUAGCCUAUAUAUUGGAUAUAGGACAAUUAAUUGUGCCUACAUCUGCUCUGUUAGGGGCCAACAUAUUCGACCUAUAGAGUGUUACUAAUAGAUCCAGUCAAACCUCCUACUCCUAGACAUAGCUAAUUUUCUGGUAUUUCAUAUUAAAUGUUAUACCAGUAAUAAAAAUGGUACCAGUAUUCUUCAUGUAGACUCACUUUCACCCACUGUAGAGAUAUCUUUAAAUGAUGUCAAAGCUUGAUAGGAUAUCGUUUAGUUUUUUUUAAAGCACUAUGAUAUAUCACAUAGUCCAGAAAUGUUCUGUCAGAAAUAGUUGACAUGCCGUGCAACAGUGUUAUGAUGCAGAGAGGUGGCUGCAUCAGGCGGCCGUGUGAGAGACGGGUAGGGGCAUAUAGGCCCUACAUCGAUAAUAACAGAAUCUAAUCCUGUUUAAGUUUAAGGCUAGUAUUUUUUCCUGAUCCUUGAGGGUGUCCCUAAGUCUACCCAGCUCUGGCCUUAGCUGGGAAAAGUAAAGCUGGCUGGUUAUUGCGCUGGCCAUACACUCACACUUGUAAACGCUGCUUCAAUUGCCCCAAGGGAACUUUACUUCCCAAAGACUUGCAAUGCAUCCUACGACCAGCAGGGUUCCAAUGAAUUUUUGUAUGCUUUUUUUUUUGUAUUUAGACCCAUAGUUACAACAGUGGCAGUAUGGCUUUUUGUUUCAAUUAUCAACAUUUUUUUUACAAGAGCUAAAAUUGUUGAUGUCAAUGAUAUUGAUAUGUUUUAAGUACGGUAGCAGUAUGUUCAUUUCAUUGUCAUCACUAAGUGUUAUUUCAACUAUUUCUGGAGCGGCAUAUUGUGUCCCUACUUAUUAUGAUACUUAUUAGAAAAUAAAAUGAAACAAAUAAAAUGUGACAUAUUUUUUCAGCUAAACAUUAAUACACAACUCUGAGAUCUAAAAUAUUUGAAUAAGUACGUUAUUAAUAAUUAUUUGUUUAUUAGAGAAAAAACAAAUGGAUGUUAAAGUCUAUGAGUGGAAUUAUACAAAGAAAAUUAAACAGUCAAAAGAGCUAAAAGUAUAUCACAAUGUACAGUUAGAACAGCUGUAUAUGACUUAAACAUGGUUUAUGCGGCUCAUCUGCAUGUCCAUGUUGUUUAAAUUUUUUUAACGAAACUUGAAUGAACAUUCUAACAAAAUAGAUUGAAACUUGUAACAUAAGUAACAAAACUAUAUGAAAAUAAUAAUAAAACUAUGUGAACAGAAUAAGAAAGCAAUAAGAAGAAUAUUAUUAUAAUAUAACACUACGAAAUAACCAUUAAAUAUAUUUUUUUAAAAUUUUAUUUAUAAAAAUGAGGCUUCCCCGACGGGGAAUUGAACCCAUGCCUGCCGGGUGACGGGCGCAGAUAUUGACCACUACACUACCGAGGCGAUGUUUAUACACAAACUUUGUAUUUUAUAUUCAUAAUUUAAUUCAUCACAUUCUGCGAAUAAUGUCGAGCGUUAUCGGCAGACCGAAAUCUGUGAAUAACAGUGAGCGUUAUCCACACAGCUCUGUGAAUAAUCACUUCGUUAAAAAAUAGGCUAUUUUCCCUUCAUUUUGGAAAAUGGGUUUUGAUUUUUUUUUACAUCUUUUAAAGUUUUAUUUUUGGUGGAACCUCCAAUAAAAAAAAAUGUUUAAAAGUUUCUUCAUUGAAACUUUUGGGUUUUCAUUAUUUUGAAUACCGAUAUUUAAAGAAAUUUUAAAAUCUUUUUAUUCAAAUUUACAAUUUUCUCAGGACAGUAGUAACUGUAACAAACAAGCACAUAGUUUUAUGUGUUAACAUUAGGCAUUAGGUCAUAGAUUUUAUUUUUGAAGAUUUAUACUCUUAGUUAGGGGAGACUAAAUUAAGGGGUAAAUUUACGCUUUUUGGGGGUUGAUUUAAGCUUGAGUUAGGGAUUCUAACUUAGCAUUCAGGUUAGGUAGGGUUGCAGAUUUUAGGAUUGUAGUUUUGGUGAUUGUGCUAUUGAUGUUUCCCCCGUUCUAUUGUGUUUUUGCACUAAUUUUUUUCACACUGUCGCCAUCUUGUUGCCAUGACUCCAGACACGUCUUUGCAAUGAAGAGAGUGGCUUUGUGAAAAAAAAGUAGUGCGAAAACAUGCCUCCUUAACAUUCAACAUAUUUUAAAUGGAAAAAAUAUAAAAAAUCAACAAAAAAGCAUGCAAAUUUAAUUUAAAAAUCAUUAAAAUCUAAAAUCUAUAACUUUACCCAACAUGAAUUGUGUAAUUUACCGGUAUCUAUAAAAAAAAUUGAGUCAUGGAGCUCAUAAAAACAACCUCAUAAAAAGUUGAACUUGCGCUCUACCUAAAGUCCUGACUAUAGCAUCCAUACCCCCAUGGUAAUGGCAAAGCACAGAUCAUAUAAAUCUACAUUCUUUUAAUCUUAUGGUGUACAAAGCUUGCAUAUAAAUGAGCCAUGCUUUAUCAUUUCUCAGAUAAAUAAAAUGCCAACACUUGAUCCAGAGGAGCUUGAAAAUUCUGUGCGCAUCAAAGUGGGUUUUAAUGGGUAAGUACCAGUAUCAUAAUUUGAAUAGAUUUAUUUAUUUUUAAAGCAAAUUUUGUAUACAUUAGGGCAUAAUCUUGCAAUCUUACUAAGUCGGUCUUUUGAAGUUUAUAAAACAUAUUAUUAUGCUAUAAGAUAUAUUGAAAGGGAACAUCUUUUGCAUCCUACAGUCACAAUAGUAAAUUAUUUUAUACUUAGAUAUCUAUAAUAUACAAAUUUAGAGGAAUUGAGAUGUCUCCCAUAUUAUCUUUACCUACAUUGAAUAUUUCUAUAACUCCAGCACAAUAAAAACUUACUUAAAUCAAGUCUACUGCAAGCAAACUAAGUCCAUGUUUAAUUUUUUAAAAUAAAAAAUUGUGUUAUUUUGUUACUGAGGCCAGGUAUUUUUAUCUAUUUUAUACGUACCGGUAUUGCUAAGGUUAAUUCAUUUUGAAGUAUCGGAAUUAUACAAUCUUUAAAAAAAUUACAAUCCUUUAAAUAACUUUUCAGCAAUAUUUUGGUGACCAAUAUACGAAAUGAUGUAAAAUACUCUGACUUUUGUGCUGAAAUCAAAGAUAUUUGCAAGUUCGAUAGUGUACAGCCAUUUACUGUCAAGUGGUUAGAUGAAGAAGGUAACCAAGUUAGAGGUGAUACAAUGUAGAUUGGUAAUUAUAGUAAAAGCCAAUAGUUCUACUUUAAAAGUGCUUGUCUAGUAAGGGUAUUUAUUUCUUAGUUGAAAAUAAAUAAGUACUAUGUGUGAUGAAAAAAAUUAUACAUUUAUUUAAUCAAAGAAAGAUUUAGAUCUCAUGUUAUUGAUAUUAAAAACCUAUUGAAAACCACCAAUACUAAUAAUAAUUAUAUGUACCAGUACAUACCCAGCCUAGUGUAGAUGAAAAUACUUAAAAUAAAAUUUACUCAAAUUUGAUUUUUUGUGUGCAUAAAAUGUUACUUUUUUUGCUAAACAAUUAGCAGUACAGCGCCUGAUAUAAAACAGAUUUUUAUAUUUUGUUAAUGUGAAAAAGAUGGCUAACUAAUUAAUUAAUUUAAAAAAUUUUAAAUCCAGGUGACCCUUGCACAAUAUCUUCCCAAAUUGAACUGAAUGAAGCAAUACGUCUCUAUGAAGUCAACAAGGAUACAGAAUUAAAUAUACAUGGUAUUUCACUUAUUCCUUUUUUGUUGUUUUUUGUGUGGUGAUUUUGAGAUGAGAAGUGGACAAACGUGUUGUCAAUUUUAUUAAGAAAGGUAGAUGGCUUUAAGUAUAAUCAAAUGGUUUUGUGUUGUUUUGUGAUCAACUGUUUAAAAAAAAAUUUAAACCAUGUUCUGUUAUAACUGUAACUUGAAUAAAACAUUGUUAAAGUUUCAUUAUUCAUUAGAAAAAAUAAUAGUUUCUUGUUUUUUUUAAAUAUUUUUUUAAAGACAUGAUUCUAACACUAUGUCCUUGAAAUUUCAGUGUUCCCUAAUGUCCCAGCAAGGCCAGGGUUGCCUUGUGCUGGAGAGGACAGUAAGUCAUUUUACAUAUAUCCAAACGUUUUGUGACAUAGUGGUACAUGAACAUCUCGCUGCCUUUUUUUAAUGCCUUUAAUUUUUCCUCUUGGAAACUAAACAGUUCUAAAUAAAAAUAAAGAAUACAGAUAAAUAUAUUUAAAAAAUGCAGCAACAAACAAGUAAAUCUUAUCAGUGAUAAACAUUUUUAAAAAAAAAAUGAAAUAAAAUGAAAUAUUACUACUGGUACUGGUACAUUACUGAGUGAUGAAGAAUCAAUGUAGCCACAUCAAAAGUAAAAUUAAUAGUCUUAUUUAUUGGAGGCAUUAAUUUUAGUUAAUACACUUGAAAUAGUUAAAAAUACUUCCAGACCCUGCUCCUGCUAAACAUUAAAAAAUAUAUUGAAAGAAUAUAUUAUAUGCUACUUUAGAUUGGAAAGAAAAGACAUGUACUAUCAUGUACUGGUGCAUAAAUUAUCUUUAUUAUCAUAUUAGGGUCUUUCAGCUAUUUGACCAGAAUAUUACAGAUGUUAAUAAAUUAAUUGUUUAAUUUUCAGGGAACAUGUAUCGGAGAGGUGCCAGGAGGUGGAGAAAAUUGUAUAGAGUUAAUGGUCAUUUGUUUCAAGCCAAAAGAUUUUCCAGGGUAAGCAUUAGAAAGAUUUAUGGAACAAAUUACUGUAGAUUCAUUCCAAUUAAAAAUUGUAAUUCAUUCUUACAUUUUGUCAUAGCUUGAAAUAGAAUGAUCUAAGAGUAAAUUCCUGUAACAGAUUUGUAAAUGUUCAGUGUUGGUUUAACUAUGCAGGAAAAGAAGUUGCUUAAACAUGCACAUUGUGAUUGAUUUUUUAAAUGAAAAAGCUCUACAUAUUGUAAUAUCAUGAUUGUUAGGUAAAUUGAGCUUCAUCAAACUGCCUUAUAAAAAAAAUGAUCAUCCUUUUGCAAACAGCACAAAUAGUGCUUUCAAGCUGUAAAAAAAUAAAGCAAUGAUUUUUUGCCAAAGGCAAAUGGCUUUUCAGUAUUAAAUGUUUAUAGGUACUUUAUACAGAAUGGAUGUUGUUUAUUUUUACCUGGUUUAAUUUGCUUGGUGUGUGUAGUCAAUUUGAUUGGUAUUGCUUUGUAAGUACACUAGGGUUGGGCAACCUUUUUCAAAAAGGACCUUUAAUAGAAGUACAAGUAAGUUUAACUUAUUCUUGUCAACUGUCUUACCAGGUACUCUAUCUCAUAUUUUCAUCGGAACUGGUUUUUAAAAAAAAUUUAUUUCUCUAUAAGCAGACCUGUUUACUCUUAAAAUCUUACAAUAUCAUCACAAAAUCGUUCAAUACCUUAUAUUUAUAAAAAUUAACAUACAGUAUAUAUAAUGUAUGCGCCUCAAAAUCGUACAUUGUAGACCAAAAUUGUAAAAGUAAACAGGUCUGUAUACCAAUUAAAUACUGGUAAUUAUAAAAACUUUAUAUUAAUAAAUGCAUCCAAAUUUAACGGUGUAGCAAUAUCCUGGUAACUUAACAAACACGGAAAACCAGAUAUUGUACAAUAGACUCUAUCAAGUGCUAUAUAAAAAUCAUGUGUAUAAAAAUCAUGUGUAAAUUUAAAUGGUCAAGGGUUGUCAUGCUUAUGGUUUUCAGUCAUGAUUGGGGGUUGCCGGUCCUAGUGUUUCAUUUAUUUAGGGAGUUUGAUCUCCCUUCUAGAUAAGUAGAAUUAGCUUGAGUUGGUUAUACACAACCAACGAGUUUCCAAUGAUAGGUAGUAUUUAAUAGGGUGAUGGAUAAGAAUGGCAUGAAGAUUUCUGUUAUUAUGUAGUUUCAGCAUGGCCAUUUGAUUUUCUUCUGUAGAAAAAUUUGAUUUUAAUAAAAAAUUUAAUUAAGUUAUAAAUGUUACUGAAUUUGUAACUGAGUAAUUAAUCACAGAAGUAUGUUGGUAAGUUGGUUGGUUUUUCAAAUUUGAGGAUCAGAAAUGAUUUUAUAAAAAUAUUUCACUCAUUGACCUCCCCUUUUUCAAUACUAAGUUAUCUCCCAUUAAUUUUAACUUUUAAAAAAAAAAAAAAAUUUUUUUUAAAGUGCAGUUCCCUCUUUCUCUAAGCAUUAUCUCUACAGCAGUCCAUUUGUAUAGAGAUUUAACAGCACAGAUGUUUUUCAGAAAGCUGCAUGUGCAUACUGCUCUGAUCGAAUUUGGGGUCUUGGUCGUCAGGGAUUCAAAUGCAUCAACUGCAGAGUGACAGUACACAAACGAUGUCAUAAACUUUACAAGAAAUUAUGUGGGACUAUUGAGGUCAGAUAACUACUUAAGUAUGGAAGGAAAUAAAAUUAUCUUAUCUCAGAUGAAUUUUUAGUAAUGAAGACGCCACCCACGAAGCAGAAAUUUAAUAUAUUUUAAAUUGUGUGUGCCAAAAAAUUAAUUCAGUUCGCUUGUAUCAAUUUUCCAUUUUGGUCACUUAUAAUAAUUUUUCCAAAGGACCAUCAUGAGAGCUCCAUGAAAAGUUUAAAAAAAAAGAAAGAAAACUUCUGAAUUCUAUUCAGAACUGAAUUGAAAUAUGAUAAGCAUGCGUUUGUAAAUUUAGGCUUUUUCUUUAAGUUUUUUACUUGAUUCUAUUCUUAUUUAUUUCUUUUCUUUUUUGAGCGUGGAAUGAUUUUAAAUGUUGAAGUGUUAUGUGCAAAAUUCAAUCAUUUGCUAAAUUUGAAUGAAUAGUGGAACUAGUGAUGCAUUGAUCCUGAUUCAUCCAGUUUUGAACCUGAAAUAAAUCUCAGUUUUGCUAUUUACAAUUUUGAAUUAGUUCAUGUUGAGCCAAUUUCAAGAAAAAAUUCAAUAAAAACACUCCUUGCUAUCCAAAAUUUAUUACUUAACAUUGGAAGAACACUUCUUAAAUAGAGAUUGUUGAUGUUUGUUUGACAUAACAGAUUUUUCUACAUUUUAAAAAAUUUCUAUUCAUUUUUUUUCCUUCUUUGGUCCCCAAUCUUUAACUGUUAAAACCCAUCCAUUUUUUUAAUUUCAAAUACAUAAUGUGGCAAUCUAUUACAUAGCAAUAUCUUACCCCCCCUUUUUUUUAACAAAUUAGUUUUUUUUAUAGUUAAAGCUAUUAAGCAGAAUUAUCAUUGAUUUUUUAAAUUAUUUUUGUUUACAUUUUUCUUUAUAUUACCUCAGGAAGAUCAUCAUGGCUCACCACAAAAUGGUGAAAAGGGAGCGUCGGGACAGAGCAGGCCAUCAAACGGAGAUGCUAAAUGUAAUGUUGCAUUUAAUUAUAAGUCAAUGUCCUGCAAGGUUUUACAAAAUAUUUCUUCAUGUAUCUUUAAACUUAAACCAUUAUUAUUUUAAAAAAUUCAGGUUGAUAUAAUGGUUGCAUAUAUUAUCAAAAUCAGCCAGGUAUUCUCUUUAAUAGCCUGCUGGGAGGCAAGGAGUUUCUUAGAAUUGUUGCCCAAAAGGUUCCGAUCGCCUGAGGUGUCAUGUCCAUGUGCAAUAUCUUCUUAUGGGGAGGAAAGGGGUUUCAUGUCUGAUUCAGGUGUAUUGUAUCACUGCCACCUGACACAGUAGAAAUAAUGUUAAAUAAUGCCUGGGUUACCUCAGAGUAUACAAAUCGUUGUACAAGAGCUAAGACUAUUUAGAAAGGUUGUUUAUUAUGCACUGAAUUCAGAUCUCAAAUUUUAUUUACCUAUUUCUUCAGAUCAAAGACCACAAUCAAGUUUACCUGUGGAGUAUGGCAAAGAGGUGAGCUCAUCGGCUGUUUAUUUUUUAAAAUAUUUUUUUGGAAAGAAAAUGCUCUGAAACAAAUAUCUUUACGUGGUGUGUCACAUUGACUUAACUUGCUGAGGAAAAGAUAUGGCAUUACCUGAUUCUUUCAGCAGUUACAAGUGAUAUAGCUACCCCGUUGUUUUAAUAAGGCUGAUUACCUGGUGGGGUGUGUAUUUUGAUUGCAUGCUGUUUAUGGGGCCGAUACUUUACAAAUACCUUGAUUUUCCAAUGUUCGUAUAGUGGGCCUGAAGUUUGUAUCAACACAACAUAAAAUGAUUCCAUACUUAUUCCUUAUUUAUUCCAUAUCAUGGGACUUAAUUAUUACACAUCAUGCAAUGUCACAACAAUUUGAGUCAUAUUUAUUUAUUUAUUUAGGCAUUUUUAUAUAGCGCUUACCUUAAAGCUCUAAGCGCUUUACAUUUAUUAAAAACAUGUAAACUAACUAAAAUAAAAAUGAGACAUUAGGAUAGUAACUACUAUACUAUAGAAACAAUUAAAAUGGCCAUAAAACAAGGACACUUUGGCACUUUUUGGCCUAUAUUACAGGAUUAACCCGAGACAGAAAAUAUUUCAAUCUAAGGAUAUAAUUGAUGUUUGUGAUGGUAAAGAGAGGGGAUAACAUUUGCUCUCUUUCCAAAAGUUGGUUAAAGUUGUUACAGUUCAUGACUUUUUCCAAUGGAGCUUAAAAUAAAGGCUUUACUUAAAGUAGAAUUGAGAUCUUGAUGACUGAAGAAACAGGGACAUAUCUAUUUGAUCAAAGCUCUCCAGUCAUAACUUCUUGUAAGAUUUUUAUUAUGGUAGAAGAAGCCAUCUGUCUCUUUUUUUUUUUUUUUUUAAAUUCAAAAAAUCAAAAAAAGGAUUUUAAAAUUAAUUUGUCCACCUUUUUCAAUCUCUUUUUUCCUGUUUUAUAAGGUUAUAUUCUGCAGUCGUGAAUGUACAAAACAUUUUGAUUACAAUCAAGACUGUAGAGGUUCAAAUUUUAGGCACUUAGAUGUACUUUUUAAAAAGAUGUUAUAUUUGGUUAAAUCCUUUAAAAAACCAGCAAAAACAUUAAUUGUUCCCUACUUGUAUUUCUCAUGUGUCCUACUUGUAUCUCUCAUGUUCCCUAAUUGUAUCUGUCAUGCUGGCCUCAGGAGAUGAAGGUGGAGACCACAGAAGAGGUACCUUGCAUUGUUUUGGUUUGCUUGUAUUAUGUUGAGAAACAGUUUUAUUCAGUUUACUGUUUGUUUUUUGUUUAAACAGAGGACAGGCUGUCACAAUGUGACAGUUGAACUGUGUGGAAAAAAAAUAAUAUGAAUGAUGCACGCCUAGCACAAUUCAACAGAUUUAUGUCAGAACAGGAAUGAAGUAUCCUCACAGUCUGAUAGUUUCUCUAGGACAGAUGUGAUACACUACAACACUGUGACUUUUUAACUACCCAGAGCAGGGUUUCUCAUAGAGCUAGCAGGUCAAGGGCUGUGAGGGAAAGUAUUUAAGAACACAGAAACAUGGACUUAUAAGAUAGUAUAUUAAUUUUUCGAUGCAAAACAAUUACAAGUCAAUAUCCAUGCUAAACAAAUAAAUCUCAAGUUUAUUUUUAAGUACAGAUCUCUUUGUAAUUCAAUUUAAAAAAGUAUUUUUUUUUCCCUUCCAAUUUAAAGUGCAUUGUUAAUUUCGUAAGGUUUUCAAGACUUGAUCAAACAGUUCAUGGGCGGUUCCGAAAAGGUUGGGAAACCCUGAUCUGAAAAAUGGAAUGAUCACUGUCAAAGUCUAACCAUGUGCCCAAAUACAAGUUGUGCACAGCUUUGAACUAAUUUUCAUAAGGUCAUGGGAAAUUUUGUUUGUCAGCUGCUAAAUUAACAUAAGUAAGCAUAAAGCUCUACUUCCUAACAUGUUCACACUAUCUGAAUCCCUAGCUGACAGAACUUAUCUUAGAAUAUGGCCUGAAACUAAUAGAUUUUGAUAUUAAUUUUUUUUACCAGGACCAAAUACACAUUUUCUAAACUUCAGUCUGCACUAGUUUCCAUGUGGGCUUUAUUAAUUUUGUACUGAUAUUUCGCUGUUGAAAUAUUUAAAGUAUUCUAAAAGAGGAAAAAAUUACACUAAUUUGAUUUUUUAAAUUCUGGGAAUGAGCAUAUUAAAAUACUAGAUGAUGACUCUAUUUAAGAUUUGCCUGAACCAUGGCCAUGGAAUGAGCUAAGUAUUUCUAUGGAAUAUUUAAAAAAAAGCAGCUGCCAUUUACAUUUUUACAUAUUAAAUAUUAUUAUUAUUAUUUAGGCAUUUUUUGUAUAGCGCUUACCUUACAGCUCUAAGCGCUUUACAAUUAUUAAAAAUAUGUAAACUAUUUAUAAACUGCUAAAGCAAAAUAAAAAUGAAAAACCAGAUUCUAGGAAAUCUAUCACAUUUUCACACAUUGUAUAGAAAUGUAGUUAAUAUUCCAAAAGUUAAAAUCCUCACAAUUUUUCCAACAUCGAUUUGAUGAAAGGUUUUUGACUCCUUGUACAUUUUUUUUUAAUUCACCAAUAAUUUCUUUCUAAAAAAUGCCUACCCCAUGUUUUCCCAUGUCCUGUGUACAUUUGAAUGAUGUUUACUAUCAGACUCUAGAAUGAGUGUCAGAGGUGCCCACAGUUCUGUCACAGUUUCACUGGACCUCUGGUUCAUUUGUUCUACUUUUUUUUUUUUUUUUUUUUUUUUUUUUUUUUUUUUUUUUUUUUUUUUUUUUUUUUUUUUUUUUUUUUUUUUUUUUUUUUUUUUUUUUUUUUUUUUUUUUUUUUUUUUUUAUUUUUUUUUUAACUGUUUUUUUUUUUUUUAUUUUUUUUUUUUUUUUUUUUUUUUUUUUUUUUUUUUUUUUUUUUUUUUUUUUUUUUUUUUUUUUUUUUUUUUUUUUUUUUUUUUUUUUUUUUUUUUUUUUUUUUUUUUUUUUUUUUUUGUAAUUUAAUUUCUACUGUCCUUAGUCCAAUGGUUGAUUGUAAUUGAUAGAUGUCUUGUCACUUUGACUUUAAUUUGCUAUCAACAAGUUUGUUGUUUUUUUAGGUUUGAUAGGGUUUUUGCCUAUGUCUUACAAAAACAGGGUUUUGGAGGUUGCACAUUUUUUAGUGCUCCCCUCCUACUCAGCACCAGGUAAUUUUUGUGGAGCCCUGCUCCAGUUCUGGGGAUUAUAAAGCUCCAAAGCCCUGUACAAAUGUACAAUGUUUUUUUAGCAUUAUUUUAGGCAUUGACUGUGCUAUGUGUGGGUUUUUUUAUGUAAAUAUUUUAUUUUUAAAAAUCUUUUGUUUUUUAUUAGUGAGUGCCCACCUUCCAUUCAGUCAUGGGCUAAAGUUCUCUCCCCUCUAAGAUGAUCAGCCUUUGUAAGCUGUGGCUCUGAAUGAUUACCUGCUUUAUUGGCAGUAUUAAUUGAAGACAUUUGCUUUCUUCAGCCUAACAGGUUUUAGGGGCACUUAUUUGGUGGCCCUUCAUGAUUAACUUAUAAAAAGUGUCCAAUAAUUUUAGUGCAUACAGCAUUAAGAUAUAGGUCUAUGUUAAAGAAAUUAAAAUUAUAUAAAGUACAUAAUUGCUUUAGGGACCCUCUUUUUACGCAAGGCCCAAAACAGCCAUGGCACCGUUUAAAAGAAAAAUAUUGUUUUGUUGACAAUGACUCAUGGCAAGUCGACUGUAUUUUAUUUCCACCCUCAUGUUUGUAGGCUGGAUGCGAUGAUGAUGAGGAAGAGGAUCAUUUCCAUGAUGCCGAGUCCAACUGGGUAUACACCAACUUAAUUUUUUUUUACAACAUCAUAAGCCAACAUUAUCAUUAUAAGUAUUUAAACAAAUUUUUUUUGGAGACAUGCUUUUUGUCAAAGUUUAUGUUUGUCUGACGUUAGACGCUCUAUUUUCGGCCUGUGUGUCUGUUGGAGUCUGUUGCCUGCGCUCAUGGCUGGAAUGGUUUAUAGUCAUUUUUGGUUCAUUUUUCUAUUCAUGUUUUGCUGUGCCCAUCAUUGCAUAUUAUUACUGCACCCAGCUUUUUUGUUUCGUGACAUGUUUUAUUUCUGUAUGUUAAUUGGUAAAAGAAAGAAAAAUCCACUUCCGUGUUUUAAUAAUAGGAGCAUUGAAAGGUGCAAGCUGAUAAGUGGUAUUGAAGCGUUAUUAUACUUAUUGUCCACAUAAAAUUUAGAUUUUUUAAAAUAAAAGCAAAUUUAAAGGGAGUUGUUAGGAAUUUUAAAAAUCGCAUACACUUAAGAAAAUGUGAACAUUUUUUUUAUGAACUUAAUAUGAAAAAAUGAAAAAAAAAGAAACAUAAUUGUAAAUAAAUUUUGUUUUCUUAGAUUUAUUUUUGUCAAUAAAGACAGUUAUAAAAUUUGAGGCAAAUCCUUAAACACUGAUAAGAAUCUACAACAGUGAACGUUUUUUUAAAAACUAUUAAACUAAAAUAUUGACACAAAAAACAGCUAUUUGGCCACAUAUAUUAUUGUAUUUGUUGUUGAUUGAUGGGGAAAAGGAGGGGGGGGGUAUCUCUAACACCUUGUACACAUCCUGACCUCUGAUUACAAGCUCACAUAUUUUUUUAUUUUACGCUUCUACUAAUGUGCACAAGUGUAAGGGCAUGUUACUCUGAUAAGGGCCAGACAACAUGCUCUUCAUAAAAUGAAGGGCAGAACAUAUCCAAGGGUGACCAUAUAGUGGAAAUUAUUUUUUUUAAAAAUCAAAUACGAAAAACACUUUUGUUAAAGUAAUUAACUGUAACAAAAUUCAUAAGAUUCAAUUUAAAAAUUUCAAGAUAUUUUUCAAAGUACCAAUUCAUUUGUGUGUGGGAUCAUGCACUUGUCCUUAUAUUGUAUCACUGCAAUCUUUAUCAAUCAAUCAAUCUUUAUCAACCAAUCUCCAUGAGGCAAUAUGGUGGAAUCCACAACAUAAAAGAACACCUGGGACCAUUUAUUAAAAAUUUCCUUUUUUAAAAAGAGUACUCUCUUUUUGGUUCAGAUGUUUCCCCCUUAUUAUCACAAUGGAGCUAAUAUCUACAGUUUAUUGUAAAACAAAAUAUGGUCACCCUUAAAAUAGAUAUGUGUACAUAUGCAUAUGAUCUAUCUGCUUUUAUAUGUUAUAAUGAUCCAAAGGCUCCCCCCCCCCCCCCCCCCCCCCCCCCCCCCACCCCCCCCCCCCCCCCCCCACCCCCAAACCAUGACUGAUGUGCUUAACAGCCCUGAUUUUCUACCAAAUAUCCUAUUUCAAACUUGUUAGUUUUCUUGCAAUGAACAUUUGAUUAACCUAAAACAAGACAUUUACUCAUUUAGCAGCAACAAGAGAUUUUAAAAUAUACAGCUACUUAAAACGCAACCGGCAUAUUUUUCUGUGACUUGAGCUAAUGUUUGGUAUACCCCACCAGGACAACUGGCAUAUAUUUCUAUGACUAGAGCUAAUGUUUGGUAUACCCCACCAGGACAACUGGCAUAUAUUUCUGUGACUUGAGCUAAUGUUUGGUAUACCCCACCAGGACAACUGGCAUAUAUUUCUAUGACUAGAGCUAAUGUUUGGUAUACCUCACCAGGACUAGCAGCAUAUUUGUCUCUGACUUGAGCUUAUGUUUGGUGUACUCCGCCUGGACUAGUGCUAGGCUUUGUGUUAAAAAGCUAAUCAUUCUCAGUGUUGUAUUGUUUCAUUGGACUUUUAAAAAUGAUUAAGUUUGUAAUUAUAAAAUUGUUGGUUCCUCCUAAAUUGCUGUAAGUGUGCAGGAAUGCUCUUUGUCAAAUGUUGGUCAUUGUCAAUUUGGAGAUGAUCCGGUGUCGGCUGUUCAUUAUCAGAGACUGAGGAUUAAGUACGUGCUAUCAAUAAACCAAAUCAGGAAAAACAAUGUCAGGAAUGACAUAAAAUGGUGAAUGUGUGGGCAUCUCAAGGUCAACACUAUAAUAUGCAGAACACAUUCUUUAUAUGCACAUGCUGGAGUGGUUUAUUUGGUAUAAAGUGCAGAAUGUGUGGGCAUCUCAAGAUAAAUACUAUAAUAUUCAGAACACAUUCUUUAUAUGCACAUGCUGGAGUGGUUUCAUCUGCAUUUUCUAUAUCAGGUAUCUCCAGAUUCUUACUGCACCUAUUCAAUCUGGGUUUCCUGUGUGCAUAAAAAAAAAUUUUGUUUUAAAAAAUCUACAUUUACAUAUUGCCUUUAAAUAAUUUUGGUUAAGUUAUUUGAAUCUAAUUCCUUUAAUUGUUUAUACAUUUAUAAAUGAGAGCUUUUUUUAAACGACCGUUGUAACAUUAAUUAUAGUUACAUUGCUAAAAAAAGAACAGCUAAUAAAAUGUAAGCUAUCCCCUGGAUAAAAUACUGGCAUUAAUAUCUAUGCCUAACUUCGGCUGGAUAUCUUUAAAGUUUAUUUUGCAUUUUAGGUUUGCUGUGUUGCUUUAAAUAUUUAUUUAAUUCAGAAUUCUGUGCUGCUAGAUUUUUUUUUUUAAAAAUCACGUUUAUAGAUGUUGUGUCAGUUUUAUUUGUGUUUUUAUUUAAAGUUAAAUAUCUAUAAAUAACUUUUCAUGGGCCCAAAAAAUCCUCUCAUGUUUUUUAGUAGGUUAUAUAAUGUUAUCAAGGAACUCUAUUUAUUUCUUUAAAAAUGUCCUAUCUGCUUGAGCUGUCACAUAAAACAAAGAACAAUUUGUAUGUGCUACCUGUUUGUUUUAAAAUAAUUUUGUUUAUUUAAGAAGAAAAAAAGAAAAGGACAGUUUUUAACAAUUUCUUAGAGUUAAUUAAACUUUGCAAUUAUCAUUUGCUGGUUGUUAGAGCUACCCAUUUUAUUUGAAUUCUUAUCAAAAAUUAUUUUAAUUUGUACAUUGCACUGCUUUUCUAAUUUUCAUAUUAUGCACAGAUGAGUGUUCAUUAUCGUUAACAGGGAUUUUUAGUUAUAUGAGAAUCAUCAUAUUCUGGCUUGAGUGAGAUCCCUUAAAUUUAUAUAAAAAAUAUCCAGAAAUCUAUAGUUUGUAAAGCCAGUUGCCAGUUUGUUCUUAUCUGGGUUGGAUAACAAACUUUAUUUUCAUCAAAGGAACAACUUCUCACCCUGCAGCCCAGAUCUCAUACAUUACACAUAGUUAUUCUGUUGACACUUAUCGUUGAUUUUAGUGUGUGCUGACAUCCUACAUUCAAUAAUAUUCUGUCCGAUCCAGAGUUGGCCUGCCGUCUUGCAACUUUGGUGGUUGAAGUUUUUUCACUCAGGUUUUUCCUCAUGUCCAAGAAUUGUCUGGCUUACUGGCCGCACAAGUCUGUCCAAGACUUGUCUGGCUCACUGGCCGCACAAGUCUGUCCAAGACUUGGCUGGCUCACUGGCCACACAGCUCUAUUCCUCCCACAAAUUGGAACCCACCACCUACUGUUUAUGAGGCAGACAUCAUUAGCAUUGUGUGCCGAAAUGAAACAAAAUAUUUUUCAAAGCUUAUCAGCAAACCACCAGCACUUUGUUAAAAAAUAUACGAAGAGGCCAAUGCCCCAGGUUAGGAACUGUUUUAAAAAAAAAAGUCAUUUUUUCAUAAUUAAUUGUAAAAAAACCACCAACUGAGUAUCCUAAUAUAAUCAAACAAAUGUGGUUGUUUUCAUUUGCUUCAUUGGAACCCAUAGUCUUUAUUUACACAACAUAUUCCACCAUGAAGUCUCUUGCUCUAUCAUUAUUGUCUAUUCAAGAUCUAUCUCAAUGUGUGCGUCUAGUACAUUUUAUAGAUCUAGUUGAGUGCCACCCAGCGAUAGGUAGUAACAAGUGUAUCUAAUAUUAGCGCCUGAUUGCUCACUAACUCUUUGCAUUUUUUCCUUUUGGUUUUCUCUUUUCAUAACUUGACCCUUGACCCUGGCAGACAGUGAAAGUUGAGGUAAGAAACUUUCCACGUCUUUGCUAUAAUGAAGAUUAUUCUCACUCAGACAUCAUCAUACAUUUUUGUCUCAGCCAUUUAUGAUUACAUAUAAAUGUAUUGAAUUUGUAUUAAUUGAUAAGAGCCACAUAUGUCACAUAUCAUCACCUCACAUAUGUUGUAUGGCUUAAUGGUGGUAGUAGUAUGUGUUUCUAGACUAAAUUAUUUCAUGCCCCUGUAUGAACAUUUCAUAUGUAUUUUAUUAAUUUUUUUUUUUUCAAAUGCAACUAUUUUAAUCUUUAUUUUAAAAAUUCAAAAAACCGUUUAGUCCUUUUACAGAUUGAAAUCCAUUUUAAAAAUAGCUAUCCAAUCAGGAAAGAGACUAUAUGUUUCUUAAUAACCAAUCAGUAUUCUUUUAGAAAUAAUGGUUUCACUAUGACACUUCAACUGUAGCAACCCCUUGGAAUUUUUCUCUUGUACAGACUAUUUUUUUCUCUCUUCAAUAUAGCCAUCUCCAGGUAAUGCAGAUAGUGGUCAGUUGACGCUUGACCACUUCCAGCUGCUGCGGGUCAUUGGCAGAGGGAGCUACGCUAAGGUCUUGCAGGUAGAACACAAGAAGACGAAGAGGAUCUAUGCCAUGAAGGUCAUCAAGAAGGAGCUCGUCAAUGAUGACGAGGUCAGUGAUUUAUAUGACAGCUGCACGCUGGUGCAGAAAGCAACACCACCUUAAAGAAAACCGUGAUUAAAAGUACCUCUCUGUAGAAGUAGCUGUAGUAAGCCUGUGAUUAAUUUAAAGUAGCUCUUUGUAGAAGUAGCUGUAGUAAGCCUGUGAUUAAUUUAAAGUAGAUCUUUGUAGAAGUAGCUGUAGUAAGCCUGUGAUUAAAAGUAGCUCUUUGUAGAAGUAGCUGUAGCCAGACUUUAUCUAGUUAAAAAAAAAUAUCACAAAUGUUGACCUUAAACCUAUCUUUGAUUAUUCUCCACACAGGACAUUGACUGGGUACAGACAGAGAAGCAUGUGUUUGAGGCUGCCACUAACUAUCCAUUCCUUGUUGGACUACAUUCCUGCUUCCAGACUUCCAGCAGGUACAGAAGGGGUGGGGUGGGGUGGGUGUUUUUAAAACUAUGUCAAGCUCAGUUACACUGCUAGUCAUUGUUUGUAAAGAUAUUAAUAUCAUGGUUUGUCGAUUAUUGACCUUGUCGGUUGUUUUUUUUUAUGAUAGUUAUCAAGUCAUUGGGAUAUUAUUUCUUUGUCAUUUUCAAACAAUGUAACUUGCUUUUUAAAUCCAUUUAAAGACUUUUGAAUUUAAAAUGAAAUAUUUACCCUUCCUAGGAAAGAUCAUAGUCAGUUUCCUGAAAUCAAAUUUGCAUUAUGGGGACUGAUAAUACCAUGUGUUUAUGUUGUACUGAUGAUUACCGUGAGCUGCUUAUUUAACAUCGUACUAGUGAAUGUAUGUUGUACCAGUAAUAAAUGUGUAUAUGGCACUAGUGUUAACUGUAGUUAUGCCCUUCAUAUAGUUUUAACUGUUGAUAUUCCUAUUUUUCCACCCCAUUCUGCCUUGGCCAGACUGUUCUUUGUGAUUGAAUUUGUCAAUGGUGGUGACCUGAUGUUCCACAUGCAAAGACAGAGGAGGUUGCCCGAGGAACACGCCAGGUUCUAUGCUGCUGAAAUUUGCCUGGCACUGAACUUUCUUCAUGAAAGAGGUAAGUCAUGACUUGGUACUACCUUGAGCAGUUGUGGAGUCAUAGGUGGGCCACAUGCGGCCAACUGAAAAGUUUCAACUGGCCAGCUAGACCUUCGGAAACUGGGUUAAUUUUCAUUUAAAAUGUACAAAUUUUGAAUGAUUAUCUGUAAAAGCUUUUGAAAAUUAAUUAUCUUAGUGUAGAAUUUAUUGUCAAGCUGAGUCAUAAUAAUAAUAAUAAUUUAAUAAUAUUGUGUUAAACAUUAUUACCAGCUUAUUUUUUAACUGAACUCUGGGUGAAUUUUCAAAGACCAUCUUAAAUGAUUCCUAUAGAAUUAUCAUGCAGCUGUAAAAAAAAACAUUUCCAUGCGACCCUUUGGACACAGAAAGUUUCCCGCUCCUGAUUUAGUGAUAGUUUUAUUAAGUGCAGUGUACAUGUAACAAAGGAGAUGAGUAGUUUUAGUAAAUUAAAUUGCAUUAUUUUUUUUGAUUUGGAUUUGGGUUCAUUGUUUGUGUACAAAAUGUGUGGGGUAUUGGGUCCAUGUUUUUGUACAAAAUGUGUGGGGUAUUGGGUCCAUGUUUUGUGUACAGAGGUUGUGCUGUAGUGGGUCCAUGUUUUGUGUACAAAAUGUGUGGGGCAUUGGGUCCAUGUUUUGUAGGGGUGUGCCGGAAUCCGGUCCGGAAUCCGGUUCCGCAGGAUUUUGCACUAUCCGGUGAAAUCCGGUUCCGCCGGAUUUACAUGUAUCCAGAACAACCGGAAUCCGAAAUAUACCGGAUUUCGGAAUUUGCCAGAUUUUGUGACUCACCAGAUCAUAAUCUGAAAUAAAAGUAAUUCUCUUUCCCAAAUUCCACACGAUCACGAUACAUUAAUCGAUUGUUUCGAGCGUUGAGCUUGUUUAAUGUUUAAUAUUCCGAACAUACCAGAGGCUAGAGUCAGCACCGCUAAUAGUGGCCAAUAGUAGGGACUUUGAUAAGAAAAUUUAAACUUUUUGUAAAAAUAAACCAAUGGCAUAGUUGAAAAGAGGUAAUUUUUUAAUGAAUUAUAACACCAAAAUCAUAUUUUUAGCUGUUGUAGUUUUAAAGUUAUGAAUUUUUAAAGUACGACUUGGUUUGUCAUUUUUUAACAUGGACUGCAUCUCCACAUUCUGUGACCUCAUUCCACUGAUCGCGUCAUGCGCAAUGACUAUAUAGUUUAUAUAAGGCAACACAUUCCCAUCCUUAUCACUAAAAUACUGUUUAGACUUAGUUUAAACUUUCAACUUUGGCACAUGAAUAAUUAAUUAAAGCUUUCCCUGACCAAUGGUUUAAUAGUUUUUGCACACGGCAAACUCUUAUGAAUGAAACUCUGAGGUAGUACUACGAUACAGUUAUGCAAGUGGCUGUGAAUGGUUGCCAAUGACAACGUGUUGCACACGGUAAAUUCUGAUCAUUUAUAAUAUGGAUUCUACCGGGUUGUUAAAGCUCAAAUUAAAACAUUCCAGUUUAAAUGUCUUUAAAUGCAUUCUGAAACACAAGUUAUCAAUUAUUUUGAUGUAAAUAGUGAUAAUAAAUUAAUAUUUCCUAAGUAUCGUCAACUUCCGCCAUUAAAAAGGGGGGCGUGGCCAACCCCAUGGCGAAAUUAGGUUGAGCGAGCUGCAUGACCUGCUGCGAACGCGUAGAAACAUGGCGUCUCUCGUAAGACACUUAUCGCUGUGAAAAUUGGCAUACGUGUAGAUCAAUAGAUUCCCCAGAUGCAAAAAAAAUUUGGUAGUGACAAAUUUUUUCCUUCGACUUAAUUUUAAUGAUGAAAGUUGCCUUAUAUUUACCAAGGAUUUUCUCAAAGCUGACUGAUGGUAAAUGAAAAAAGUAAUUGAUUAAAAUGUAGGCCAAGAUGUCUACCUAAUUAUAAGGCCGAAAACGGAACUCAAAUAUAUAUCGAAAGUACUAAUUUAAUAAUAAAUAGACACACACAUCGGAAAAUUAAAAACUCGGAUUUUUUGGCGCCGAUUGCGAAUUCCCAUACACAAAAAGUAGUAGUCUACCUUGACUUCCCGAAGUAUCUACCAAUAGUUCGAAAAUCCGGAAUCCGGGAGAAACCGGAAUCCGGAUUAUUCCGGAAUCCGGAUCCGGCGGAUUUCGCAUAAGAAAAUCCGGAUCCGGUUGGAAAAAACGGAUCCUGCACACCCCUAAUGUUUUGUGUACAUAGGUUUUACUCUGACUGGCUUGUAGAAUGUUUGUUUUUUCCCCCCAUUCUCCACCAGGUAUAGUGUACAGAGACCUGAAGCUAGACAACGUUUUGUUGGACGCUGAAGGACACAUCAAACUGACUGAUUAUGGCAUGUGUAAGGUCAGUGGUCUAAAUUUACCUUUAAAAAAAUGAUAAACAAGAUCAAUCUAUUUUAAAAAAAACCAAAAGGCAAGGGAUAACUCAGUCACUAGAAAUGGAGACGAAAAAGUAACAUAAUAAUUAUUUCUUUGCAACACAUCAACACAUGUCAUGAAUAUUUUGACAUGGAGUUUGAAUGUAUCAACAUGCCUCGUGAACAUUUUAACAUGCAUCAUGUACAUUUCACAUGACGAUUUUGACAUACAAACAUCAUGAACAUUUCAACAUGAACAAUUAAACGAACAAUUAAACACGCUUCAUGAACAUUUCAACAUGAACAAAUAAACACACUUCAUGAACUUUUCAACAUGAACAAUUAAACAUGCUUCAUGAACAUUUCAACAUGAACAAUUAAACACGCUUCAUGAACAUUUCAACAUGAACAAUUAAACAUGCUUCAUGAACAUUUCAACAUGAACAAUUAAACAUGCCUCAUGAACAUUUCAACAUGAACAAUUAAACACACUUCAUGAACUUUUCAACAUGAACAAUUAAACAUGCUUCAUGAACAUUUCAACAUGAACAAUUAAACACACUUCAUGAACUUUUCAACAUGAACAAUUAAACAUGCUUCAUGAACAUUUCAACAUGAACAAUUAAACAUGCAUCAUGAACAUUUCAACAUGAACAAUUAAACAUGCUUCAUGAAAAUUUCAACAUGAACAAUUAAACAUGCAUCAUGAACAUUUCAACAUGAACAAUUCAACACGCUUCAUGAACAUUUCAACAUGAACAAUUAAACACGCUUCAUGAACAUUUCAACAUGAACAUUUCAAGAUGAACAAUUAAACACACUUCAUGAACAUGUCAACAUGAACAAUUUAACACGUUUCAUGAAUAUUUCAACAUGAAAAAUUAAACAUGCCUCAUGAAUAUUUCAACAUGAACAAUUAAACACGCUUCAUGAACAUUUCAACAUGAACAAUUAAACACGCUUCAUGAACAUUUCAACAUGAACAAUUAAACAUGCUUCAUGAAUAUUUCAACAUGAACAAUUAAACAUACAUCAUGAACAUUUCAACAUGAACAAUUAAACACCCUUCACGAACAUUUCAACAUGAACAAUUAAACACGCUUCAUGAACAUUUCAACAUGAACAAUUAAACACGCUUCAUGAACAUUUCAACAUGAACAAUUAAACAUGCUUCAUGAACAUUUCAACAUGAAAAAUUAAACACGCUUCAUGAACAUUUCAACAUGAACAAUUAAACACGCUUCAUUAACAUUUCAACAUGAACAAUUAAACAUGCUUCAUGAACAUUUCAACAUGAACAAUUAAACAUACAUCAUGAACAUUUCAACAUGAACAAUUAACACCCUUCAUGAACAUUUCAACAUGAACAAUUAAACAUGCUUCAUGAAAAUUUCAACAUGAACAAUUAAACAUACAUCAUGAACAUUUCAAUAUGAACAAUUAAACACCCUUCAUGAACAUUUCUACAUGAACAAUUAAACAUGCUUCAUGAACAUUUCAACAUGAACAAUUAAACACCCUUCAUGAACAUUUCAACAUGAACAAUUAAACACGCUUCAUGAACAUUUCAACAUGAACAAUUAAACACGCUUCAUGAACAUUUCAACAUGAACAAUUUAACACGCUUCAUGAACAUUUCAACAUGAAAAAUUAAACAUGCUUCAUGAACAUUUCAACAUGAACAAUUAAACACGCUUCAUGAACAUUUUAACAUGAACAAUUAAACACGCUUCAUGAACAUUUCAACAUGAACAAUUAAACAUGCUUCAUGAACAUUUCAACAUGAACAAUUAAACAUGCUUCAUGAACAUUUCAACAUGAACAAUUAAACACGCUUCAUGAACAUUUCAACAUGAACAAUUAAACACGCUUCAUGAACAUUUCAACAUGAACAAUUAAACAUGCAUCAUGAACAUUUCAACAUGAACAAUUAAACAAGCUUCAUGAACCUUUCAACAUGAACAAUUAAACACGCUUCAUGAACAUUUCAACAUGAACAAUUAAACAUGCAUCAUGAACAUUUCAACAUGAACAAUUAAACAAGCUUCAUGAACAUUUCAACAUGAACAAUUAAACAAGCUUCAUGAACCUUUCAACAUGAACAAUUAAACACGCUUCAUGAACAUUUCAACAUGAACAAUUAAACAUGCAUCAUGAACAUUUCAACAUGAACAAUUAAACAAGCUUCAUGAACAUUUCAACAUGAACAAUUAAACAUGCUUCAUGAACAUUUCAACAUGAACAAUUAAACAUGCAUCAUGAACAUUUCAACAUGAAAAAUUAAACAUGCAUCAUGAACAUUUCAACAUGAACAAUUAAACACGCUUCAUGAACAUUUCAACAUGAACAUUUCAACAUGAACAAUUAAACACACUUCAUGAACAUUUCAACAUGAACAAUUUAACACGCUUCAUGAACAUUUCAACAUGAAAAAUUAAACAUGCCUCAUGAAUAUUUCAACAUGAACAAUUAAACACGCUUCAUGAACAUUUCAACAUGAACAAUUAAACACGCUUCAUGAACAUUUCAACAUGAACAAUUAAACAUGCUUCAUGAACAUUUCAACAUGAACAAUUAAACAUACAUCAUGAACAUUUCAACAUGAACAAUUAAACAGGCUUCAUGAACAUUUCAACAUGAACAAUUAAACAUGCAUCAUGAAUAUUUCGACAUGCACUUUGCAUUUCAACACUUGUUCCUCGUCUAAAGAAGGUAUUUCGGCUGGCCUUUCAAUGUGACUGUCUUAAAGAUGUUUAUUCGGGCAGUCCUAUUAUAUUGAUAUAUAAAUACAUAUGGUAUAUCAGUAAGCUAAAAAGCACCAGUUAAAUAAUGAUAUCUUUAAUAGCUGGUUUUAUUUUUAGUGAUAAUUAUUUAAAUUUCUUUAAUAUGUGUUAUUAUUGAUACUAUUAUUACUAUGAUUAUCAUCAUUAAAAUUAUUAGUACUUUUAUUUUUUUCUACAAUUUGUGUUCUGCCUGACUUGAUAAAAUUCUUACAGUGCCUCCAUCAUUGCAUUGCAUCAUCUACAAAUCUUUACCACAUUCUUCAUUGAUGAACUUCAAUGCUGGACCAUCACAUUCACAACUGGACUGUCACAUUCACACUAUUAGUUUGUAGUUGAAUCAUGUCUUUUUUUAGUAUCAUUUUUUUGCAUUGGCCUCUAAUGACACGAUUAAAGACCAAAGUUUAUUUUUAUGGGUUAAGAGGUGGGGGGAGGGUGUCUUUUGGAGCUUUAGAGGGGAAACAUCUUGGUAUUAGCAUCAAAUUAUUGUUUAAAAUGUGUUGAAUAACAUAACUGCUAUAGAUUCUUACUUUCCUUUUAUUCCACAUACACCUAAUCAUUUUAAAGUAGUGUUUGGUUCACAUGCAUGCUUCACAAAUAAAUUUAGGAUGUAAGAUUUUUGACAACUGCUUUAGCUGCCUCUCACCUCUAUUUCAUUCCUGUUUGUGAAUGUUAAUGACCAUGAACUCUCUUCCAUCCUAUAGUUUUUUUAAAAAUUAUUUUUUUUAUGGCGGCGGUUCCCAAUCUGUGCUCCGCAGAGACCUUAAGAGUAAGGGUUCCGUGUAACUUCUCCUGGACACUCAUGUACACCAUCAACUUGUAGGGUAGGCCUAAGGGGAUCCCCCUUAGAAAUUGAUUCAAAAAAGGCUCCUUGAGUCAAAAAGGUUGGAAACCGCUGUUUUAUGGCAUUUACUAUGACCUCUGACCUCUAUUUCAUUGCUCUUUGUUUAUGUUUUAACCACAUCUAAAACAAUCACCACAACAAAACACAGGAAGGCUUGAAGCCAGGGGACACAACUGGAACAUUCUGUGGAACUCCAAACUACAUUGCACCAGAAAUAUUGAGGGGAGAAGAGUAUGGUAAGACAAAUGGAGAUGGAGAGAAAAGGCAAAGGCUUCUUUUCAAACUCCAUUUUCUUGAUUUUAUUCAUAUGGGAACUAACAACCUCUACCACCAGCUUUCAAUGAUAUAACUGUAGUGUGUCAGGCUCCUGGUCUCACUGAUAUAACUGUAGUGUGUCAGGCUCCUGGUCUCACUGAUAUAACUGUAGUGUGUCAGGCUCCUGGUCUCACUGAUAUAACUGUAGUGUGUCAGGCUCCUGGUCUCACUGAUAUAACUGUAGUGUGUCAGGCUCCUGGUCUCACUGAUAUAACUGUAGUGUGUCAGGCUCCUGGUCUCACUGAUAUAACUGUAGUGUGUCAGGCUCCUGGUCUCACUGAUAUAACUGUAGUGUGUCAGGCUCCUGGUCUCACUGAUAUAACUGUAGUGUGUCAGGCUCCUGGUCUCACUGAUAUAACUGUAGUGUGUCAGGCUCCUGGUCUCACUGAUAUAACUGUAGUGUGUCAGGCUCCUGGUCUCACUGAUAUAACUGUAGUGUGUCGGGCUCAUAGUCUCACUGAUAUAACUGGUGUGUCAGGCUCCUGGUCUCACUGAUAUAACUGUAGUGUGUCGGGCUCAUAGUCUCACUGAUAUAACUGUGGUGUGUCAGGCUCCUGGUCUCACUGAUAUAACUGUAGUGUGUCAGGCUCCUGGUCUCACUGAUAUAACUGUAGUGUGUCAGGCUCCUGGUCUCACUGAUAUAACUGUAGUGUGUCAGGCUCCUGGUCUCACUGAUAUAACUGUAGUGUGUCAGGCUCCUGGUCUCACUGAUAUAACUGUAGUGUGUCAGGCUCUUGGUCUCACUGAUAUAACUGUAGUGUGUCAGGCUCCUGGUCUCUCUGAUAUAACUGUAGUGUGUCAGGCUCCUGGUCUCACUGAUAUAACUGUGGUGUGUCAGGCUCCUGGUCUUACUGAUAUAACUGUAGUGUGUCAGGCUCCUGGUCUCACUGAUAUAACUGUAGUGUGUCAGGCUCCUGGUCUCACUGAUAUAACUAGUGUGUCAGGCCCCUGGUCUCACUGAUAUAACUGUAGUGUGUCAGGCUCCUGGUCUCACUGAUAUAACUGUAUUGUGUCAGGCUCCUGGUCUCACUGAUAUAACUGUAGUGUGUCAGGCUCCUAGUGUCAAUGAUAUAACUAUAUUGUGUUGGGCUCCCGGUCUCACUGAUAUAACUAGUGUGUCAGGCUCUAUAAUCAAAAUAAUCAACCCCUUCAAUCUUUUAACUUAUUUGUUGUACAGCUUUUACUUUUGACGUACACGUACACAACACACCAGGGUUAGAAAAUGCUCAUCAGUUUGAUAGAUUGGCUUUAAUAACUGUUAGAUAAAAUUACGUCAAAUUUCCGGCGCACCCUGCGCAUCAAUGGCUACAGCCCUUGUAGUGCCCUCAUCUCACUCUGGAGACCACUCAACUGUUAAUGAGCAUAAUAUGGAAGGUGUAGGACAUACAACUAUUUAUAAGGGUUCAGACCAUCAUAAAGCUCUUCAAAGUGAAAAGGGGAAGAAAUUAAAUGUAAGUGGAAUGAAAGGUACAUCAAUUUGACCGAAAAUUCCAGUUGAAAGCCGUCAUCGGCUGACAAAAACUACUUGAAUAUAUAUGAUUGUGAAAAGAAAAAAAGGAACCUAGCCUCUAUUCAUGUCAUCUAAUCAACCACCAAGAAACAACAAAAAAAAUAACACAGGUCGCUAUUGUAAAAAUGAGUCCACAGACUUAUUGGAUGAAAUUAAAUAGAAGACUGAGACGGCUGGGCUCUCUGGUGGUGUCCUUUUUGUUGUCUUUUGUCUAUUUAUUGGUACUUGUUAUCCACACAGUGGCCUAUACAUUUGGCAUCAGAGUCUUGUCAGUGUUUUCCAACUCUGUUAACUAGCUUGAGUUUGGUUCACCAGUAGUUCCAGCGGCACUUAUUAGCUUGGACUGUUUUCUUGAUGUGCUGCUGCUUCAACCUCACUGUGGCUUCAUGAUCUUUUGCAGGAAAAAAAUUUCAGAAUUUUCACCUUUGACAUCAAAUUCCUAUCAAAUCGUCUGAUCAUCAAACUUUUUUUUUUGUGCCAUCAAUUUUUUUUUAGCACCAUAUUAAUUUAACAUCAGUGACAUUUUUGUCACCUGUUUUGACAUUUAUAAAUCCUGACUCUCAUUAGUAUUAUGCAGAUGUACAACGCAUACCUUUAACAUACCAUUGUAUGAAACAUGUCAUAUGAUUCUUCUUCUUCAGCAUCAUGUUACGUAAUAUGCAAUGUCAUUUCUUCACUCACCAUUUUGUCUAUUUAUCAUUCUUUGCAUCAUGUCAUAAAGGCUUGUUAUCAGCAUAUGUCUUCAUAUCACACUGACAUGAGUUCCUUUAGCACGUAUCACCCUCUGUCAUAGGAUCACAUUUCUAGCCACCGUAUCCAAAAUGGCAUCCUGUUAUAUCUUUUGGAGUGAUAUUGUCGACACUUAAACCAUAAGCAUCCAUCUCUUGCCAGUACCUCAUUCCAUCCCAUCGUCAUCAUGGCCGCCGUCUUCAUCCGAUCGCCUUGUUCCAUCGCCUCAUCCAGCAGACUUCCCCCCACUCAACACUCAAACAAACUGUUUUUAAGCCCAUGUUCUUUGGUUCUAGGAGAACCUAAAGCCUGGCGACAAAACCAAUACGUUCUGUGGAACACCAAAUUACAUCGCACCAGAGGUUCUGAGAGGAGAUGAUUAUGGUACACUCUGUUGUCACAUCAGCCCAAUGGAAUGCUUUGGAGUUUUUAUCCACUAAAAUUUUUUUAAAUCCUUUUUUUUAUUGUGUGCAGACCUUUGCUUUGCUCUUGUUUUUUUUUUUUUUUUUUUUUUUUUUUUUUUUUUUUUUUUUUUUUUUUUUUUUUUUUUUUUUUUUUUUUUUUUUUUUUUUUUUUUUUUUUUUAAAUUUAAAUUUCCACUUUUGAUUUUAUUUUAAAAAAUUGUUUUUUUUUUUUUUGUGUUAUUUUUUUUUUUUUUUUUUUUUUUUUUUUUUUUUUUUAAAUUUAAAUUUCCACUUUAGAUUUUAUUUUAAAAAAUUGUAUUAACAAACAUCGAGUUUUCUUCUCUGCAUGAUAUUUAACAUGCACAAAUGUAUGCCAUUUAAUGAGACAAGUGUGUUACCUCCCUUUCACCUCUUGGCUACAUUUCCUCUCAUUAUUCCUGACUUUCUGAUCACACAAUUUUUCUUUGCUUUUACCAAGUCUCUGUAAAGCAAUGGUUGGAUGGGGCAAUAGUUAUUGAAUGAAUGACCCCUUGACAAGCCCACCCAUCCCCUCCCAUCAAGGAAUUGGUGCAAUAUUUGUGAGGCCACUGAUUGAGAGCCCUUUCAGAAUAAGGACAGUGUUUCUCCUAACACAACUGCUUGAGAGAUUCCCUUCCAGGUCACUUAUACAAAUCUAGAGAGUUCAAUAAGGUUGGAAAGAUAAAUUAUUACAACUUUUUAAAAAUAAAUUUCUUGUUAUCUUUUUUAAUGGUCUUUUAAAUUGUGGGCCUCAAAAAGUGGUGCAUGAUAUUAUGUCUAAUCCAUUGUUGUUGGAUUAAAAGAAACUACUGAUUUAAACUUCAUAUGGGCAAUGGCUGAUGUUGAAGUUCUCUGCACAGCAAAAUAUGUCCUGCAGAUAUUCUUCUAAAAUUUCUCACCUGGGAUCAAACCUUUAUGUCAUACCUGUGAUGAAACCUGUAUGUCUCACCUAUGAUUAAACCCAUAUGUGACUCACUCAUAUGUCUGGCCUGGAAUCAAUCCUGUUUGGGCAGACUCAAAUCUAACUUGUUACAAAUAGUUGAAAAGUCUCUCACUAUAAAAAGAAAUUAAAAUGUUGGGGGAAAGUUGGAAGUGGUGGUGGGGGUGGAUGGAGGUGGUGGGAGAUGGUUGCAGCUGAUUAGAGCUGGCCCACAAGAGGAAAGCACUGUGGGGCAAAGGUUGAUAGCAUAUUUGUGUUUUUUUUCUUGUUUUUGAUUAAUGUAAAAAAUUUCUAGACCAUUUCAAACCUUCUAAAAAAAUUACAUUUUAAAAUUAUAUUAUUAUUAAGUGGGUUGAGUUUUUUGUUUGUUUAGUAACAGCAAUUAAUCAGACCUUAAUAUAUAUUUGGGAGCCACAUAUCUUUAUAGAUUACGAAUGCCCAUGCAGCCGGGUAAUCAGGCAUAGCUGGCGCAUAUGGGAUGGCUGGGAUAUUAAGCAUUACUACAAAACUAGGCUCAAAUGUUUUCAUGGUGGCCAGUUCAAUGUCAUGAUUAUAAUAUGGACACUGGUAGUAAGGACAGAUAAGUUAUAACAGUGCUUUCAAUGCCUCUUAUAACCUCCCUGCUCCCUGAGGCAAUCUCUUCCAAUCUAUUCCUUAUCAGAACCCCAAUUAUGUUAAAUUUAUUUAUAAGAACUCUCUACUUCCCAUGAGAUGGGAUGGCCUCUGAACCUGUUAGUGCCUGUUAACACUUAGCAUAUGUGCAGAAUGUAAUCAAGAUAGAUAUGUCACUUAGUGAUGAUAGAUUUCUUUACUGAAAUAUUUCACUACCUUAUGCAUGUUAAUGACCAAUAUCUUCUAUUUAAUCACCAAUCUCAUAAUUAAAAUACUAUUGUUCAAUCUUAAAAUUUAAUUACUUUAAUAUAUUGUUCAAUUCAAAUUUUAAAUGUAAAAAAUUACUUCCAGCCCCAAAAUGUUGAAUAAUUCAUAAGUUUAGUUGCUAAAAAACAUAUCAUACCUUAAACUUAGAAAAUAAAUAAUUGAAUAGUUUAAACAUAUUUGAGUACGGUCCCGGUUUAUGAGCAUGUGUUUUUGUUCUUCUCUCCUCCAGAUUUUAGCGUCGACUGGUGGGCUCUGGGAGUACUCAUGUAUGAGAUGCUGGCCGGCAGAUCACCCUUUGAUGCUGUCGGCAACGCGGACAACCCUGACCAGAAUACGGAAGAUUAUUUAUUUCAGAGUGAGUCAACAUCCUAGUCAGAUUUUGUUUUUGUGCUUAUUUAAAAUUUUGGGGAAAAGUUCAACAUAUUUGAUAAUCAAUUACAACUUUUUUCCCCUUUAAAAGCUUUUGGGGUCGGAUAUUUAUCUGUAGUCUCUAUGUAGACUCUAUGUAGUCUCUGUAUAGACUCUAUGCAGUCUCUAUGUAGACUAUGUAGAUUCUAUGUAGUCUAUGUAGACUCUAUUUAGUCCCUAUGUAGAUUCAAUCAAUCACACUAAAAAUAUAAUAAGAGAUAUUGAAAUUUUAAAAUAUUUUUUUACUGCUGACUGAUUUGGUGAACAAAUUUAAAUGUAGUCAAAUGAAAAGGUGUCUGUAAGUUGUGAAGGGCCUGUAACUUUGUACCUGACAUGCUUGAGGUGGGGAGGGUAACCAUAAAUCAAGGAUAUUUAACUCUGUACACACUAAAUAAUUGAGAAAAAUACAGAUGUAAUCAUUUUUAUAUUAAACCCAGAUAUAAAUAUUUAAAAGAAACAGAUUAUCCCAUUAAAAAUAUUUUUAGUGUCCAUUAAAAUCAGUGCCAUUGUUGCUAUCUAAGUAGGCAAAAAAUAGUUUUUUAAUUUUUUACCAUUUCAUCAGGUAAAAGGUAAUUUAACAUUUUUAAAGAAGUUUCAGAAUUCUUCAUAACAGAUACUUAAUGUCAAUCCAAAAAUAAUGAUGAGUGUUGCUUGGAGCAAUAUACUGUUUGAAAACGUGUCAGUUUGCUGCUCGGGUCAGUUCGCUGCUCGUGUCUAGUUUCACUCAUGUAUUAACUCUUAAAUUAUGGCUCAUUGACACAUAAGAUAUUUCUUGUGCAGUUAUCUUGGAAAAGCCCAUCAGAAUACCAAGGUCUCUCUCAGUGAAGGCUGCCUCUUUACUCAAAGGUUUCUUAAAUAAGGUAAGCACGAUUGUACUCUUUCAAAGAAACAUGUACCAUACACAAUAAACUCAUUCAAAAAACAGACAUCAAAGACAGACAUCAAUCAAAGAAACAUGGUAUUCACAAUAAAUUUAUUCAAAAGACAGAUGUUAAUGUCAUUAUAUAAUAUAUAUAACUAUAUAUUUACAAUAGACACAUAUUUUCUUAAGAUUCACCCUCUUAAGACCAUUCUCCACAAACAACAGAUAUAUUUAUAAGGAUUGGCUGGGAAAUAUUUGUUAUUAAAACGAUAAGUUUGGCUCAUACUUUUUCCCAAUUCCAGGCUCCUGCUGAGCGUCUCGGAUGCCACCCUCAGACUGGAUUCUCUGACAUCCAGUCGCAUCCAUUCUUUCGCACCAUCGACUGGGAGAUGUUGGAGCAGAAACAGAUUAUCCCCCCUUACAAGCCUCAUAUUCGCCAUGAGCGCGACCUUGAACAUUUUGACCCGGCCUUCACAAAUGAGCCAGUGCGCCUGACCCCCGAUGACCCGUAAGUUGGAGCCAACAUUUCCUAACUUUAUCUGAAGCCAACUGGCUGAAACACUUGGCAGAGCUCAUGUGGGACGACUCUGAGGGUUGCAGGGCUCAGAUAUGUUCAGUUUAGUCUAGUGGGACGACUCUGAGGGUUGCAGGGCUCAGAUAUGUUCAGUUUAGUCUAGUGGGAUGACUCUGAGGGUUGCAGGGCUCAGAUAUGUUCAGUUUAGUCUAGUGGGACGACUCUGAAGGUUGCAGGGCUCAGAUAUGAUCAGUUUAGUCUAAAUGUCAUUAGCAAAUUUUAAAAUAGCGUAUGCGUUCUUCUUAGGGGCACUCGCUUUGAAAAUGUUAAAAGUCCAAUAUUUGUGCAUAUUUGAAAACACCUCAACAACUUACAGUAACUGAAAGAGUUACUUUUAGCUUGAUUAAAAUUGAUGUGGGCAAUUGUUUUAACUUUGCUUGAUUAAAAUUAAGAGAAAAAUAACUUGACCAGAUCACAUUGGAUCCCAGCUUGUUCAUUAGGCUAAGGCAAAUUAGACCUUAUGCAAUAAUUAUCUUAUAGGACAGUAAGUUUGAAAGUGUACCUUGUCUAAGACUUACGACAAGAAAAAGUGUAUUUUGAAAGCACCAAAAAAAAACUUGCUUUUCAGAUUUAAGUAAAAAUUGAGAGAUUAAUGAACAGUUGACCAACCCAACACUUUAGGAAAGUUAAAACAAUUACGGGGUCUGGCUGUUGGACCAGUGGCUGCCCUUACAAUGUCCAUCAAAUUUUUGCACUCUCAAUCACCAUAUUAAGCUUUAACUUCCAGUGCAGCUGUAUGUACAAAAUAAUUACCCGAAUUUGUAACUUACAUGUAUCUUCAAGUUCAUGGUGAAAAAUUAAACCUUGGGUUCUUUGGCAUUUCCUUGAAAAAAGAUUGUCAGAGCGGCAAGGGGAUAAGAAUUGAUGAGGUACAUUGCAUAUAUUCCUUAUCUUCUUGCAAUCCACAGGAAGACCAUCAAUGACAUUGACCAGUCUGAGUUUGAUGGCUUUGAGUACGUCAACCCACUUCUCAUGUCUAUGGAAGACUGUGUCUAACCAGAAGAAAGCUCUCAAUAUUGUGGGAUCAGCUUCACGCCUGAUCAGCUUAGAAAAAACAAGAAGAAAAAAAAGCCUUGUGGUUUUGUGAUUUCAAGGAGAAAAAUGAUAUUCUAACAUCUUGUCAUCGCUCCGACUAACACUGCAUUUGUUAAAUGUUUCCAAGUUCCCAAUGUCUUUGCAUCAAUCAAUCAAUCAAUGAAGUGCUGUUGUUAUGUUGAUAAUCUGUGACUGUGAGAGUUUUUAAAAGGCCUAUUAGAUUUUUAAAAUAAAUUUUGUGUUAUCUGGAUUUAUAUUUGGGUUAUGCCCAAGUGUUACAAUGUGGACUGAUGUUGAUGUUAUAGAAUGUAACCUGCUAGAAAACAUAUUUUCAUUUCUUUGGGAAAGAAAGGCAGUCUCUCACUCUAGUUCUCCUAUUUUAUGCAUGCACUACCCAUGGCCUUGUAGGCACUGUUUAAAUCCCUUCUCCAUUUGAUUUUCAUUUGUCUCUUAGCAUUUCCCCUGACUCUAUGUCCAAUCCACUGUGGACUCAAGUUGUGCUCAACAAGCACAUGAUAGGGAAGUGGAGUUUCAUGUACCGAAACUAUUUUCCCCUCCCCUUCCCGUCCAACCCACUCUAUUCUCUCCCC